Molecule: messenger RNA, 2671 nt
Organism: Exophiala mesophila
Lineage: Eukaryota; Fungi; Ascomycota; Eurotiomycetes; Chaetothyriales; Herpotrichiellaceae
Exons: 2
Coding region: 271-2511 (746 amino acids)
Biological process (GO): mRNA cis splicing, via spliceosome; peptidyl-threonine phosphorylation; peptidyl-serine phosphorylation
Molecular function (GO): protein serine/threonine kinase activity; ATP binding
Source: RefSeq, a predicted model, not a curated record
CUGCCACCAACCUAAGAUAAUCACUGUCAGGCAAUCGGCAAUCCAACUCAACCUCCAUCAGAGUUGAUCCUUUGCUUCAAAAGAGGUCGAAUUCUGCACUACUUGCCCAUGUGCUCUUGACAAGAUUUGGGGGGACACAUCGGGACGAGACCGGUCGGGCUCUACAUUUGCAGUUUCUUAUCUCUUAAGAUCAAGUGGCUAACGCUUUCUACCGACGAAAAGGCUAGGUUGAAGUCCCGGCCUCCAUCAUCACACACUCUCUACUUGAUCAUGACGUCGAGAUCUUCCAGCGAGUCCGAGGGCGAAGUCCUCAGCUCGGACACCGAUUCCAAGGCAAAGACCAUACCAUCUUCCCGUCAUUACACCAAGGUUGACCGUAAUGCCAGAACACAUCAUUCAUCUAGAUCACAUCGAGAUCGACACCGGGACCGAUCGCGCUCCAGGUCUCCUUACCGUGCUCCGAGAGGCGAAAAGCGGCCUAGAGAAUCCGAGCAUGGCAGAGGUCGGUCAAUAAAUGAGUCACGCACUUUCCCUGUAAGAUACGAAGAUGGCGGCUACAACUCUCGACGCCGCGAUUCCUACGACGAUCGAAGCACCAAACGCUCGCGCACAUAUUCCCGAAGUCCAAGCAGAUCUCCCUACCGAACCCCCACACGCAGAGACGAACGGGACAAUCAUUCCAGAGAUUCACAUGUCGGUGAUAAAAGAAGCGAUCUCGCAGUGGAGAAUAAGUCUUCUAACAUGAGCCGACUGGGCCAUUCCCGCGAUGUAAAGCGCGCUCACAUACCUGAUAGAUCUACAUCUGCAGUUUCUGAACAGGAAGGACGAAGCGGUGAUUCGAAUAGCGCUGAUGAUUCUUCGAGGCACCCCGCAACAUCAACUGACGGAGAUUUGAAUGAUUCCGUAGAGCCUGUGGACGAAGCAACUCUGAUCGAACAACGUCGCAAACGCAGAGAGGCCAUCAAGAACAAGUACCGUGGUCAAGCUCCCCCACUAUUGGUUCGAGCACUCAAUCUUGCAGCUGAUUCCGCGCCUGUUAGCCCUGGACCGGACAGUCUCGCCUCAACCCCACGCAGAUCUGAAUCUCCUAACGUAUCCUCGCCUCGCACGCCAAGAGACAACUCUGCUCCCCAGUCUCCCGCCAAUGUCGAGUUUGAGACUGAUGCAGAUUUAACUAAUGCCGAUAGGGGAUCUCCGAACACCGAUGGUCCUUCCGCCGCCGACUAUGAUCCAACUGUUGACAUGGAGGAAGAACGAGCGCGACAUGACAAGCAAUUGUUCAGAGAGGAUGACCAAGCUCUCGAGCAAGCUGACCAACAGGCAAUCAAGGCUCAGCACCAGAACUCUGAUCCAUCUCCUAAAGCAGAUGGUGAAUACGAUAUGUUUGCCGACGAGGACGAUGAUAUGUUCUCGGACGCUCCAGUCAAACCGAAGCCCGAAGUCCAAGCCGCCCAAACUCUCAAGGCAGAUCUCAUGGACAAUUGGGAUGAUGCCCAGGGCUAUUACAUCACAAUUCUUGGUGAGCUACUCGCACAGCGUUAUCAUGUGACGCAGACUUUAGGCAGAGGAAUGUUCUCCUCAGUUGUGCGUGCGACCGAUACACAAACGAAUCAGCCUGUUGCCAUCAAAAUUGUGCGCAAUAAUGAGAGUAUGCGCAAAGCAGGUAUCAAGGAGAUCGACAUUCUCAAGGACAUUGGUGCGAAUGACCCAGAGGAUAAAAAACAUGUCAUCAAGUUACAUGGGUCAUUCGACCACAAGGGCCAUCUCUGCAUGGUAUUUGAGAACCUCUCUCUCAAUCUUCGAGAAUUACUCAAGAAAUUCGGGCGAGAUGUGGGCAUUAACCUAAAAGCGAUUCGUGCCUACUCACAACAGUUAUUUCUUGGCUUAAGCCUACUGAAGAAAUGCCAGUACAUCCACGCAGAUCUCAAACCAGACAACAUUCUAGUCAACGAAGCCCGAAGCACUCUCAAGAUUUGCGAUCUCGGAUCCGCCUCACCAAUCCGAGAAAACGCCACAGCACCAUACCUCGUUUCACGCUUCUAUCGCGCCCCCGAGAUCAUCCUCGGCAUCCCUUACGACUAUGGAAUCGACGUGUGGUCCGUCGGAUGCACUUUAUUUGAACUCUACACCGGCAAGAUCCUAUUCACCGGCCACAACAACAAUGGUAUGUUACGCGCCAUCAUGGAAUGUCGAGGCAAGUUCUCGCACAAACUGCUUCGAAAAGGUGCCAUGACAUAUGAUCAUUUUGACGACAUGCUCAAUUUCCGAGCCGACGAGUUCGACAAGGUGACAGGUCGUACGGUGACGAAGAUUAUCGACAUCAAGGCUAAGCCGGUUAAGGACCUCAAGUCUCGAUUGAUGCCCAAGGAUAAAAAGAUGGGUGAACAGGAGAGGAAAGAGUUGGAGCUGUUUGUCGACUUGCUUGAUAAAUGUCUGGAUUUGAGACCGGAUAAGCGCAUUACACCAAAUGACGCUUUGAAACAUCCCUUUAUCUUGAGGACGAAGGUCUAGAUAAAGCAAGGUAAUAGAUUGGUAGAUUGGAGCGGUUUGUUAUCAUCAUCGUAGAUGGGUAGAUGAUGUCUGAAGCCAUGGAAAGAAAGAUUCUACAGAACUAAAUACAUGGUACAUUAUGAAAUAAUACAUUUCCUGGUCUCAAGACCCGACUUCUUGG